AUGCAAGCGAGUACGGCUGGGCUCUCCGCGGAGGAUGAGCGACGUAUGAUGGCUGUGCUGCAAGAGCUGCAGAUCCAAGACUCCAUGCGGCUUUACAAUGAGCUCGUGUACCUCUGUUUCAACAACUGCGUGGACUCAUUCCGCAGUAGCAAACUGGAAGCCAAGGAAGAAGCGUGUGUAACCAAGUGCGCUCAGAAGUUUCUGAAGCUUGCUGCACGCGCUGGACAGCGAUUCGCAGAGCAGCAGCAACAGUUUCUCGGUGGUGGUAGUGAUGGUGGUGCUGGUGGCAGCAGCAGCAGCAGCAGCAGCGACGGUAGCGCCUUGAGUCGCUAG
Molecule: messenger RNA, 333 nt
Organism: Cyanidioschyzon merolae strain 10D
Lineage: Eukaryota; Rhodophyta; Bangiophyceae; Cyanidiales; Cyanidiaceae
Product: mitochondrial intermembrane space complex subunit Tim9
Exons: 1
Coding region: 1-333 (110 amino acids)
Source: RefSeq, a predicted model, not a curated record